This is a messenger RNA of Stomoxys calcitrans (stable fly), 1677 nucleotides long. RefSeq names its product fibroblast growth factor receptor-like 1. The transcript has 5 exons. NCBI's taxonomy places the organism in Eukaryota, Metazoa, Arthropoda, Insecta, Diptera, Muscidae. The record is from RefSeq and is a predicted model, not a curated record. The coding region runs from base 506 to 1585 and encodes 359 amino acids.
AGAACGCAAGCACAAUUCUAUUUGUUCAAGCAGUACUAAUUUGUUCUGAUCACAAGCCGGAGUAGCUAGAGCGUGUAAAUGAACGGUCCGCCGCCGGUCUGCUUAUCACAACAAAAAUACACACCUCCUUAGUUGUUGCUAGUGUUGUUGUUGUUUGCCGUAAAAGGCAAGGAGUCUAGCCUACCCCCAUCCACCCACCUUUGUGACACUGUAACACUUGUUGAACAUUGCUACUGGCAAUCGAUUUGUGUUGUAUCUGUAGGACGUAUGUAACGCCGUUACCGCCAUUGCCAACACCGCCCUUUUCAAUUGAUUAGACGCUAACCAGACGCGUGUGUGUUUAAACGUCUUUUACUUAUUUCAGUGAUUCUUGCGGAUAAAACAAAGAAAACAUCAUCACAUAAUAUUUGGAUUUAAAAAAGAAAAAUAAUUGAAAACCCUAGAAUUCCCUAAACAAACUGUAAGCGAUAAUGUUUACUUAUGCCCAAUCUGGUCGCCAUUGAAGAUGGUCCGUGAAAUUGCGGAAAAGAUUAUAACGCUUCAGCAUUCACAACUAAUAGUACUAGUACUACUACUCGCUGUUGUAUAUCAAGGUCCUGGCCACAGUGCAUUCGCCCUAUUUGUCGAUUAUGCUGAAAAUACUGAACUAAUUCAACAGAGUAGUGGUUACAAUAUAACACUUCAAUGCGGUACAAAGGGUCUCAUAGAUGAAAGCAAAGAUAAUAAUAUCAAAUACCUGUGGUAUUUUAAGCAAUGUAUAGAAUCUUCUGGCGGUAGCACCAAUUGUUACCAUAACGAUGUUGGCGAUGAGGACUGGACCCAAUUACCUUGCGAAGAUAAUUUCUGUAAAUCUGAGCUGCAAUUGAAAAAUGUAACCGAAAAAUACUCGGGCCUCUACAAAUGCACUGUGGUGCCCCAUGUGGGAACAAGUGUAGUGGAUGUUAAGUUAGUAAGGACAUUUCAAUUGGACAUUAAAAAUACUUCACAAAAAGUGCCUGAAUUUUUGGAUGCCUAUCCUCUGAAUAGCUCAGUGAGUUUGGGCUCCCAAGCUGUAUUCCAAUGUCGUGUGUAUAGUGAUGAGUAUCCCACAAUAAAAUGGUUUCGCCGUCUACCUGAUCUCAAAUAUAUCGACUAUGAAAGUCUACAUUCCAUCGUCUAUUACAAUGGGCGAGCAUACGAACUCUUGACAACGCCUCGUGAGAAACCCAUAGGCCGAGAUGUAUAUCUAAGUAAACUCAUAUUGAAUGAAGUAAAAGCUCAAGAUGAGGGCUUCUACGCUUGUGUGCCCAUCACAGUACGGGGCUAUAGCAUACGCGAAGCAUAUCUACAAGUUGAUCCAGUGGAAGAUGAUUUUGCCACCUAUUGGUCGGAUUAUAGUGAGGAGAAUGUAGAUGUGGCGCAUAGUGAUCCACAGGAAUUUUGGCUACUCUUUCUAAUGCCGGUGGGUUUGGCUAUAUUACCACUGUCCGUGUGGUUAUGCUAUAUUUUGCAUAAACGAUGCCGCCACAAUGAACUGGGAGAUACUGUGGAUUUCUCUGAGGAACAAAUGACUGCCACAGAUCAACAGCGUAUGCUUAGAACGUAGUAGGAUUAAGUGUAGGGGAAAUUAGUGCCAAAGUUUGUUUUAAAACUAGUUUUUACAAUGUGUAAAUAAAUAUAGACUAGCAUAAACUUAAA